AUACAUGUGACUGAUAAUUAAAGAAUGAUACUGAUAAACCGUAACGUAUACUUUAGUGAUUACAGUACACCAGCGGUAGUGCUAUUCGGUUGAUUCCUUGUCCAGUGCCUCAGUUUGUAGUCUGGUUCUAUUCCCAUUUUAUUUAUUUUUAUUUUUUAUUAUAAAAUAAAAAUUUACAAUGCCACCCUCAUUACUAAGUUAUGAAACUUUGGUUCAUGCUUUAGCAGGAGCAACGGGUAGUGUUGUUGGCAUGGCAGCUUUUUAUCCAUUGGAUACGUUAAGAUCAAGAUUGCAAGUUGACAAUGAUUUAAAAAUGAAAGGCUCAUCAUGGGAGUUACUAGUGCGGCUAGCCAACGAAGAAGGUAUUGAGGCAUUGUACCGUGGCCUUUCGCCUGUGUUGCAAUCAGUUUCAGUUUCAAAUUUUGUUUAUUUUUAUUGUUUUCAUGCAUUGCGCAGACUUCAUACUACAGAAGUAACUGCAGUAAAAGAUUUAUUAGUUGGUUCUGUUGCUGGUGUUAUAAAUGUACUUCUAACAUCUCCACUUUGGACUGUUAACAUGAGAAUGAAGGUGGAAAAGAAUAAAUAUGAUAGCUUAAUAAAAGGCCUUAUUGAAAUAUCUAAAAAAGAAGGAGCAAAGGGAUUGUGGUCUGGUGUUUUACCAUCCUUGCUAUUGGUGUCAAAUCCAGCCAUCCAAUUUAUGGUGUAUGAAUAUUUAAAGAGACAUGUAAUAGCUAGAGGUAAGUUUAAUGCUUACUCAGGAUUUUUAAUAGCUGCAGUUGCAAAAGCUGUAGCCACAAGUUUGACCUAUCCACUUCAACUUGUACAGUCAAGGCUUCGUGCUGGUACUAGUUUAAAACCUUUAUGGAGAGAUGUAAAAUCAAAACCAUCAGUAAUGUUUCGAGGACUGGAAGCAAAAUUAUUACAAACAGUCAUGACAGCUGCUUUAAUGUUUUUCAUUUAUGAAAGACUUGUUCGUUUAGUGUUACUCAUAAUGAGAGUUCAAUCACAGCGUAAAUGAAGGCUGAAUUACUUUAUGAUAUAAUCUGUUAUACCUACUAAUAUAAAUUUUGUGCUACAAUAAUUUAAACUACAGUAUAAAAGAACCUGGAACCUUGAGAUAGUGUGUAAUUUCUAUUACAUAAAGAAAAUCUGUGAUGGUUCUAUGUGAUAAUAAAAGUAUUUAUUAUUUAUGUGAAUAA
Molecule: messenger RNA, 1199 nt
Organism: Achroia grisella
Lineage: Eukaryota; Metazoa; Arthropoda; Insecta; Lepidoptera; Pyralidae
Product: peroxisomal membrane protein PMP34-like
Exons: 3
Coding region: 179-1018 (279 amino acids)
Biological process (GO): transmembrane transport
Cellular component (GO): peroxisomal membrane
Molecular function (GO): FAD transmembrane transporter activity; ATP transmembrane transporter activity; AMP transmembrane transporter activity
Source: RefSeq, a predicted model, not a curated record